Molecule: messenger RNA, 4386 nt
Organism: Adineta ricciae
Lineage: Eukaryota; Metazoa; Rotifera; Eurotatoria; Adinetida; Adinetidae
Source: the annotation of a GenBank genome assembly
AUGUCGUCUCAAUUAGACGAGCAUUAUAUUCGAACAAAUGUUGAGUGGUCUCAACUGCCAGCUGAUGUUAAACAAAAAUGCGGUUGGAAUACGGAGAAGGAAUAUGAUAAGGCAGUUUUUGCCUUUUCAAUCAAACAUCAACUUCGAUAUAAAGGAAAUCUCGUUCGAAAAGUUCAUAAAGAUUCUCGAAAGUACUACGAUGAACUUUUACGUUACAGUCGCGAGCAUUUAAUGAUAUUCCCGUAUCAUCUGUCUGAGAUCUAUGUCAAAGGUUUACGUAUGACAUCGUUUUCUUACUAUAUUGAUAUUAUUAGUGAUUUAAUUCUUCAAGAGAAAUCUUAUGAUACAUUGCCGAAUUUUACAGCUGCGGAUUGUCUUCGUUUGCUUGGUAUCGGUCGAAAUCAAUACAUUGAAUUGAUCAAUCAAUCUCGAACGAUUCUACAAGCAGCAAAGAAGAAAAUGUUCUUAAACUUAUCUAAUUGGAAAACUCCUGCUUCUAUCCGUCAUCUGUUACCUUCCCAACCUGUCGAUUCUGUUCGUAUUCAGCCAUGGUGGGUGAUAAGCUUAGGUUGCGUAACCGAUGACGAUGUCAAACAGUGCACUAGCGAAGAGAAACUAAUCAUUGACUAUCUCAUCGACGAACGAUCAUCAAAAUUAGCUGGCGAAUUAAACUACGAUGCUGUGCAUUCCCUCUACCGAAAAGGUUUAAUCUAUCUGGAUGUACCAGUUUCUGAAGAUGAUUUUAUACAAGUUCCACCAUUAGGUUCAGGUUUUGUUAUGAAUCGAAUUGUCGGUGAUUAUUUUGAGGUAUUACUUUACAAAUUGUUUGUUUCGACCGAUGAACAUACGAAUGUCGGCGAGUUAUCUCGAAUAUUAACAUUAGAUAUUGAGUUAGUUAAACAAACGAUGUCCAUGUUUUUACGCUUGGGAUUCGCUCGAAAGAAGAAUCUUGAUAAUGAUUAUGGCAUUAUUCAUACGUCAUGGAAGCAUUUCUCCACCACAUCAGGUUUACAAUCGCCACCGCCGCCGAAGGAAUUAAAAUUGACGUCACCAGUUCUAGAUAAAAGAGUAUCUGAAUGGAAAAAAGAUUUAGAAUUAGAUACAUCAUUUAUCGAAGAUGAUACAACUUCAAUCAACUUCAAUGAUGAAGUGAAAUCUUUAUCCUCACCGACAAGUGCUACAACACCUGAUCAUCUGUCGGCGUCAAUGAUAAGUUCAACAUUGAAGCAAAAACGUAUUGGAUUUUUAUUUGAUUCAUCGUUAACUGCAUUCUUAAUGAUGGGAAAUCUUUCCCCAAAUCUAAAAACUCACGCUGUAACCAUGUUCGAAGUUGGUAAACUAGCUGAUGAAAUUCUCGGAUCAUUUCUCCAAGAAUUAGAAAGAAUAUCUCCCAUAUCGCAAUCGUCAAUGAAGUCACCCGAUGAUGAAAAUCAGGGUGAGGGUGAAGCCGAUCGAUAUUUUCUCCACGCACGUGUUCUCUAUCAAACAAUAUCUUUUCUACGUUUAAAUAACGAUCUCUUCGAUGAAGAGAAUGGUGGUCUUGGAGUUGAUUUACUUCGUUAUGAAAGUUUGUCGAGUCUUGAUUCCACCACUCGCCAGCGUCUUAUCGAACGAAAUUAUCACAUUUUGAUAUCGAUGGCACCGGUCAGUGCUGAAACAUUCUAUUCUCCAUUCAAUUCCAUUGAUUUUCUUGGACCAUUUUUGCAAGAGAUGAACAGUGUCUGGAUGAAACUAUUUAUUUACAGUGUAACACAAUCGGGACCAGCAUCAUUGUUAUUACCUAAAGGUUAUCGUUUAAAUGUUUUACCUGAUUGUUUGAAAGUUUUUGAUAAAUUCUUGGUUACAACUUGGAAUCACGAGCCCACAUACAUAUCUAAUGUGAACAUUUUGUUGAGUAUCAACGAAGCAUUACUUCAUUCAGCUGUACUUCUACAAGGGUUUUACUAUGGCAAUAGCAAUGAUUUUAAAGAAGAAUAUCAACAGAUUCGCCAUAUACCAUUUCCAUUUGAACACGCGGAAAAACAUUCCGGAUUAGGAAAAUUAGCAUCAUCCGUAGAUCUAAAAAACACAUGUGGUUACGUAUCUAUGUUAACAUUGUCAUCGAAUGAUUCCGAAGAAGUUCUAUUGGAUAUUAGAUUUGGUAUACCAUUGUUUGAUGAGAAGAUCAGCGAGACAAUUCGAAGUGGAAUUGUGAAGCAUAAACUAUGUUCGAAAGAUAAAGCACAAGAACGAUUGAAAAGUAUUCGAGCACUUUCAAUCAGUUUAGUAGCAUUCGUCGAACGCUUUCAGGAUGAUGUCGUGUAUGCAGAUCAACAAUCUACUUCAGCAUUAAAGUGUCCCAUUUGUCAGCGAAUAUUUUCCGAUCCAGUUAUCACACAAUGCUCUCAUACAUUCUGUCGAAGGUGUAUAUCUAUGACAGUACAAUGCCCGUUCGAUCAACAAAUUGUACAAAGCUUUGUCAGUAAUCAGAUUAUUGCUGAACAAAUCGACGCUCUACUCGUCUGGUGUAAAUAUGCUUUCAAAAAGUUUCCGAUGAGUUCAAAUGAUACGAAAAAUGAACGCGACGAAUACGGCUGUCCAGUGAAGAUCGCGCUGAAGAGAAAGAAAGAACACGAAGAUGAAUGUCCUUAUCGUUUUGUUUCCUGUCCCAAUGCUUGCUCGUUGAAUAAUCUCCGUCAAAAAGAUCUGUAUAACCAUCUUCAUACUUGUUCGAACCGACAAACGACAACAGCCAAUGUAAAUUCACCUGUCAAUCAUGAACACUUACAGCUACUCCAACAAGAGUUAAUUUCAAAGAUGUCACAAAUCGAUUUUCUUGUUAACACAUGCAAACAACUAACGAGUACAGUUGCACUUAUGCGUAAUGAGAUCGAUACAUUAAAAGUGAAUCAAGAAGCUCUCUGUUCCCGGAAUGAUCUUUUACUAAGUGAACUAAUGAAAACAAAACAAACAUCUCCUAUACCAACAACCAUUGACGAACAAGAAUCGAUACGAACUGAUGAUAGUGAUGACGAUCAGGACCUACCCAGUGUUAUUCUUCGUUGUAAUGGAACAUUCACGGGACAUAAUGAUACUGUCUGGUGUUUAUAUGCAUUACAUGACGUACUUCUCAGUGGUUCGUCAGAUAAAACAGUCAAAGUUUGGAAUUUAUGUGAAACUCCAUAUACGAAUUUAGCUACGUUGCAUGGGCAUCAUGACGCGGUUUUAUCGUUGACUGUGAAAGAACGAACUGUGUUUAGCGGUGGCGGGGAUAACUCGAUAUUUGUUUGGAAUUUAGACGAUUAUAAUCAAACGACAUCUUUUGUUGCUCACACAGAUCCUGUUUGUUCAUUAGCACAAUACAAUAAUCAUUUGUACAGUUCAUCAAAUAAAUGUUUGAAAAUUUGGGAUAUUGAAACAUUACAAUUGGUCAACGAAAUUGCUACAGAUACUCGCAAUGGUUGGCUAAGAGUUCUCAUGCAAAAAGAUAAAUGUAUCUAUGCUGGAUGUCGACGUGGAAUCAAAGUUUUUGAUGUAACUACGCAACAAAUCUCGUUCGAGUUUGAAUUACCCACCAGUGAUUCAAUUUAUAGUUUGGCACAUUCGGAUACAUUGUUAUUUUCUGGUGCUUCUUCGGGGAAAAUAUAUGUUUGGGAUAUUCGAGCAAACCGUUGCUUAGAUACAACUUGUCAACAUGAUGCAACUGUUCACGGUCUCUGUAUACGAAGUGCUGAUAAAUUUAAUCAGACAAAUUUAAUAAGUGCCUCGAGUGAUAAGACUAUCCGGGUAUGGAAUGUGGAGCGAUUCGAACAAGUUCAAUAUGAUGAUCGACAUGAAGCGGAAGUGACCGCGUUACAUGCCAAUGCUCGACAUAUCAUGUCUGGUGCUACUGAUGCGAAGAUAAAAGUUUGGGAUUGUAUAACUUCAUCUCAUAUCUCAAAGCGUUGGGUUAAUUUUGUACUCUCUCGUUCAAAAACAACCCCAUCAAUUAUUCCUAAAGCAGCUGAAGAUAUUAAAGAAGCAGCCAAAGAACAUGUUCGAGAACUACGUCGAGAAUUUGAUAAACCAGUAAAAUUUUCCACUAGCCGAGCAAAAUAUUGGGACACAGCGGACUCAAUCGUCUUUAAUCGUCAUAUCGGAAAAUUUACACGACCCGUUUUAAUUGUGACUAUUUUGAUCAAUAUGUACUAUUGGGGUUAUUAUCGAGAAGAAAACGAUAUUGAUGAUAUGUUAAGUAUGGAACCAUGGCAGAUAUUUCCUCGGUUAAACUUAGAAUAUCUGAAGACAGCUGAAAGACAGUACCGGGAAGCCGGUUUGGACACGAGCCAAAUCGAAAUCAAGAAGAAAAUGAUUCAAGACAUAUUUCAGCCGCAAUUAAACAAUGAAGUCCGUCUAAAAUCUAAAUAA